Radiomyces spectabilis is the source of this 708-nucleotide messenger RNA. RefSeq lists its product as uncharacterized. Lineage: Eukaryota; Fungi; Mucoromycota; Mucoromycetes; Mucorales; Radiomycetaceae. The transcript is spliced from 2 exons. The record is from RefSeq and is a predicted model, not a curated record. Bases 1 to 708 code for a protein of 235 amino acids.
AUGACCAAAAUUUUGAGUAGCAAUGAUGACUGUGCCGAUGAUCAGAUUGUGGAAGCUUCUUCGAAGUUUUUCGACACCAUUGACAUGGUGCUUAUGAAGUUGAAGGGUAGUGCUACUGCUCGUAUUGAAACUCAAAAGUACGUGGCGGAAUUGAAUGAACUGAAGGAAGAGGUUCAGGACAUUGUCGACAGUCCGGAUUUGUAUGUGGGUUCCACCGUGCAGGCCAACAAGACCAAAGAUGAACGAUUGAUUGCCUCGGUGCCUGCUUCCGCUCCUUCGCCUGUGGCUACGACCACCUUUGCGCCCGUCUGUGUCUGCGCCGUAGUCUUCUGUCGCGCCUUCAUCCUCCGCGCCUGGCUUUGUGCCGACUUCGUUUACCUUUCUUUUGCGCCUAUACCCAUCCCUUCCUCUUCGCCCGUUUCUGCUUCCGCAGCUGUGUAUUCGCCGUUGUCUUUUGUCGCGCCUUCAUCCUCCCUGUCUGGCUUUGAGGCGACCUCGUUUGCCUUUUCUUUUGUGCAUGUGGUGACACCUGUGCAGCUGUCCAACGACCACCAAGAACAAAGCUCCUUCUUGGGCGAGGAAGAACAAACCGAAGACGAUGAUUACAUCGAUGAUCCGAUGGAUAUUGAUACCAACGAAGAAAUGACGGACUGGAUGGACGUCGACCAUCCAGGAGAACUGGUCGACUGGAUGAAAAUCGACCAAUAG